Molecule: messenger RNA, 1939 nt
Organism: Anopheles stephensi (Asian malaria mosquito)
Lineage: Eukaryota; Metazoa; Arthropoda; Insecta; Diptera; Culicidae
Product: UDP-glycosyltransferase UGT5-like
Exons: 3
Coding region: 270-1847 (525 amino acids)
Molecular function (GO): UDP-glycosyltransferase activity
Source: RefSeq, a predicted model, not a curated record
CAGAUGAUCACAGCGACUGGCGAAGAGCAGUUCACCCGAGUUCAACUACAAAGUUGAAGGGAAGCUUUGCCCACGGCGCGUGUCGUUUACUCCUUCAAACUGGUACAGAAUCUCGGCUCAUCUGGUUCGGUUUGCCGGGAGUAAACUGACCUUGCCCAUAACGUCCCGAUAACGUUGUGCUGGAUGGAAAGAACUUUCUUCCCUCACCGAGUGUAUCAGUCACCGUCACAAGCUGUACCGGGAAGCAAUUGGCUGCUGUUAAGCGAAAGAUGAGGUUGUUUGUAAACGUGAUCGUCAGUGCUGUGCUGGUGGGAAUUGUUGAGCAGGUGCAGUGUGCCAACAUCCUUGUGCUGAUGAGUGUAGUGUCUCAGAGUCAUUUUAUAUGGAUUCGUCCCAUCGUGAACCGAUUGGCAGAAGAGGGUGGACAUAACGUUACAGUGCUCUCGGUUAAUGUGGAUACACGUGCACCGAAAAAUGUCACCUACAUACACCUGGAAAACAGCUACAACACGCUGUACGGCAAUGGGACACAGGCGCGGAACGAUAUACUGAAGCGAUCGCACGAAUCACCGAUGGCUGCCACCAUUUCGUUCUAUAAGUUUGGAUUGCUAGGAUGUGAAGGAGCUAUAACCUCCAAAGGACUGCAACAACUUCUCCAGUACCCUGGCGACUUCCGCUUCGAUCUUAUCAUCUACGACUUCACCUGUGGCCCAUGUUUACUGGGAUUGCUUCACAAGUUCCACUAUCCCCCGCUGGUGAGCGUGACCGGUUUUGGAGUUCCUCAAUUUACCGAGCGUCUCAUUGGUGGACACAAAGCUUCCUCCUAUGUACCUCAUUUCACGCAGCUCACUGACAACCCGUUGCCCUUCACGCAACGUUUCUCCAACACUCUCAUACACCUGUUCGAUGCGCUCUACCGCCAGUUUGUGUUUUUACCACGAUUAACACAAAUAGCUCAGCAAGCAUUCGACUUCACGCUUCCCGACCUGACCGAACUGGAGCAAAAGACACUGAUUAUGCUUACCAACUCUAACUCGGCGCUGGACCCUCCGGAAAGCAUGCCACCGAACGUGAUCCCCGUCGGUGGACUGCAAAUCGUCGAUCCCAAACCUUUACCAUCGGAGCUGCAAAGCUUCAUUACGAACGCCCCCAAAGGAGCUAUCCUAUUUGCGAUGGGAACUAACUUUAAGAGCAAAAUGUUUACGCCCGAACGGCAAGCAAUGUUUCUGGAAGCGUUUGCCCUCUUCCCGGACUAUCACAUCCUCUGGAAGUUUGAUGACGAUCAGCUGCCGCGGCAAGCGAGCUCCAAUGUGAUGGUGCGUCCGUGGUUACCCCAGAACGACAUACUGGCCCAACCCCGCUUGAAGGCUUUCAUCACACACUGUGGGCUGAUGAGCACACAGGAAGCAACGUACCAUGCCGUACCGAUGAUCGGUAUUCCGAUAUACGUCGAUCAACAUCUGAACCUGCACCGAACCGUCCAGGCAGGGGGUGGAGUUAAGCUAGACUUAGCGAGCCUCACCACUGCUAGCAUCGUGACUGCACUGAGGCAAGUGCUUGAGAACGAUUCCUAUCAGCAAGCGAUCGAUAAGCGAUCGGCACUGUUCCGUGAUCAACCGGAGAAACCAUUGGACCGUGCGGUCUGGUGGAUAGAGUGGGCAUUAAGACAUCCGAAGGAGGAUCGUCUUCGCUCGAGCACAGUCGAGAUGAGUAUGUUCGUAGCCAACGGGUACGAUGUGGCCGUAUGCAUAUUCCUGCUUGCUGUAGGACUCUUACUAGCGACGUGGAAGAUGCUUUCUCAUGUGUGUCACAUACCCAACGCAAGACACAAGGAGAAACUCAAAUAAAUUCAUGGAACUCGUCAAGGAACUGUAUCCAUUAACCCAAAUGUAUUUCAAUAAAAAAUGUAUUUAAAAAUUAAACAUGCAUUCAUUAACAA